Podospora bellae-mahoneyi is the source of this 4484-nucleotide messenger RNA. RefSeq lists its product as uncharacterized. The transcript has 4 exons. Bases 408 to 4484 code for a protein of 1358 amino acids. NCBI's taxonomy places the organism in Eukaryota, Fungi, Ascomycota, Sordariomycetes, Sordariales, Podosporaceae. The record is from RefSeq and is a predicted model, not a curated record.
GUCACCCCUUUUGCAUCAGCCACUGUAUCUAGGUUACCAACCUGACUUGGCGCCCGGCUCCAGGCCCCCAAUAUCAGUGACCCGGCAGCGGGACCAACAUUUCGUCACGUACAUUUAGCGGCCAGCAGCCCCUCAUCGAGAAAUAGUUGCCUUCAGACGUGUUGUUGUCGACCUCUUUCUGGAGCCAAUAGUCCAAGGCUGUGGCGCAGCAGACCUGUGGAAAUUCCUCGACAAACUGGAUGCUGCCUUGUGUGGACGCCCUACCUCUGGGGACCUACCCCUCAUCCUUCGUCCCAUAAGGCUUUACCUCCUCGAGGGAGAAUGGUUCGCCGACUGGGACACAGAAACAUGUCACUUCCAGCUCAGCGGGAACAUAGAAUAUUAUCAUCAUCAACAACAAUACCAAUAUGGCCAUGUCCAAGUCUGUGGCGGAUCAAGGAAGACGCCAGUCUGUUAGCUGGGUUGGAGGGGAUGAAUGGGACCCGUGGAGGACGACGAUACAGGACCUAUACCAGACGCAGAACCUACCGCUCAAGGAUGUCAUGAAGGUCAUGGAGGAGGAGCAUGGCUUCCGAGCAACACAACGAAUGUACAAGACACGUAUAAAAUCCUGGGGUCUCGACAAGAACUUUAAGGAGUGCGAAGUGGUAGAGCUAUUCCGUAUCCGAAACGAGCGUGACAGGGUCGGGAAGCGAUCAACAACGUACAUGAUCCGAGGUCGAGAAGUCGACUGGGACAGAGUGCAAAACUAUGUCAGAAGAAAGGGGCUGAACAUCACCCAGCUUCUCGCCUCCAGCGCCGGCACUGUCAGUCCAUGCGCGAGGGAAAUAUCGUGUUUUACACCACCCCCAGAAGAUGGGAGACCAACCGGCACCAGAGAUGUGGAUGUCAACUUACUGAGGGUAUCCUCCCCUUCCUCCUCCUCGCCCUCCCCAUCUCCACCAAACAGCAGCAACACCAACAACCUUUUCCUCACAACCUUCCCCCCGAUCUCUCCGGCCGCAACAACAACAACAAUCCACCAACCCCCUCAACUCCCGCAUCCUCUCGACCAAACCAACAACCCCCUCCGCCGACCCUCCUACCCUUUCCCAGCACCACCACCCCCAUUACCGAUCGUAACCCCCCCCCCCCCACCACCCCUCCUCCCAACUCUAUACCCCCCCCAACCACCACCACCACCACCACCACCACUCCCAUCACAAUACACCACGGGCACCCAGCUCACAACCCUCCAAUCCUUCCAACUCUUCCUCUCCCGCCUCUACAAAACAACAAUGUUCCAAGACGGCGAACGAGCCUGGGGAACAACAGAUUUCUUCCUCCGCAACAUGCGCUCGCUGGAAUGGCUUUCCACCAUCCGGUACGCCCUCGCGAUCAAUAAAUCUUUUCUCGUUGACAGGUUGGAUGGGAGUGAGGGUAGUGAAGAGAUUAAACGGUUCAAAGCUGUCAACCGCGCGUUUGCGGUCUUGGAACCGGGAAGUAAAGGCGUGAUAGGGAGUAGGAUGUUUUAUAUUGUUAACUUUCUCGGCUGCUUUCACGAUGGACCGGACGGGAGCGCGUUGAAAGAGUUGGCGGGGAGGUUGAUGGAGGACAUUGUUGUCAAAUGUUUCCGUGGGGGGGAGGGGGAUAGGGGGGGGGUUGGGGGGGAUCUGAGACGGGUUUUGAGUGGGGGGGAUGGGUAUGAAAUGGAGGUUGACUCGGUGGAUGAGCUGAUGGAGGAGGGGAUGUCGGUAGGGGAGACGGCAGGGAGGUUUUUGAUGGCGGUGUUGGGGCGGAUGGUGAGGGAGGUUGGGCUGGAGGUGCCGUUGGGGGUGGUUUUGAUGGGGGAUAUACAUGGGGUGGGGGAUACGGUUGGGGAGUGGAAGCCGAGGGGGAUGAGGGGGGGCACGAUGGCGGGGUGUACUUGGAGGAGCUGUUUGCUUUCUCCCGAGCCGCCUUCUUCGAAUACGAAGGAGGAUACGGCGGUUGAGUUGUUGGAACAUGGGAUCUGGCUGGCGGGCUAUGGAGAUGAUUUAAAGGCCGAGGUCAAGUUUAGGGCGCUGACUGAUCAGGCAAAGACCGGCUCCUCCCCGUCGCCAAAGAUGGCCGCUGAGAUGAAGGUGCUGGCACGGUGUUCCCAUUAUCAGCUGGCGAGUAUUUACUGGAGGAGAGGGGAGAAGAUGGCUGCCAAGGAGGAGCUGCAGCUGGCUGUCAAGGCAUCGGUAUUGUAUGAUCACUUUGUGCAGUGGGAGGACGUGGACUUUUUCCCCGCUUUGCCCGAUGGCUAUGGCUAUGGCUUCUGCGGAUUGACAGAAAAGCCCCCGGGACCCGAGAGCCUGGUGCCAAGUUCAAAGCUCGUCCUCUUCUUCAAGCCACAUGCCUCGGGCUCAUCGUUCACAAUGGCCUCAAGCGAGCAUCCGGCAGUUGGCUGCAAGACUUGCGCCUUCUUUUCAGAGGCCAUUCUCAACACUAUUCGAGGAGAAGCAGUCGGUGAGAACAUCAUCAGACUCACUGCAAGUUUCGAUCCAAAAUGUGCCACCUGCAAAUACACCCUCGACUCCUUCGCUCGUCUAGCGCCAAACUCGCCCCUCCAACUGACCUGUCCUAUCCGACUCGAUUGCUUUCCCCAAAAGCGAUUCUUCUUUCGAACCGGAUGUGGUUGCUGGGACCACUCAGCCUACCACAUCGAGCUGCUUCCCUCAUCCGAACUUGCUCCGACCUCGGUCCACUACAAGAUCAUCGACGCAGACACAAUCGACAUCAGCUCCCUCAAGCGAUGGCCGGAAUACUGCGAACAGCACCAUGAAGACUGCCGACCCACCCCCACUCAACCGCCCGUCACAGACAUGAUCCUAAUCGACGUCGACGAGCACCGCCUCGUCCAGUUCCCCGGCACCCCCCCAAAAUACACCACCCUCAGCUACGUCUGGGGCGUCCUCCCCGACAUCCUCGAAACCUGCAUCUCCAACUUUUCAACCCUCCAGCUCCCAAGGUCUCUCGCUUCCCCAGAGAUCCUCCCCCGGCUCCCAUUGACAAUCCAAGACGCCAUCAAGGUCACGCGUGACAUGGGCGAGCGCUACCUCUGGGUGGAUAGACUCUGCAUCAUCCAAGACGACGAGGCCAACAAAUCCCAGCAAAUCGCCUCCAUGGCCUCCAUCUACGCAAACUCCCAGUUCACCAUUAUUGCCGCUGACGGAGCCGAUGCCAACACUGGUCUCCAUGGCGUGGGCUCUUCCCGCCCCUUUCCGGAGCUUCCAAUCCUGGAGUUUUCCCCCGAGUGCCGGAUGCGUCCGGGGCCGGAGACAGAGGAGGCGAGGUAUUUCACCACGUGGCAUAACAGAGCUUGGACGUUCCAAGAACGGUUGCUGUCGAGGAGGUCGCUCGUUUUUUUUAGGGGGAGCGUGAUCUGGCAGUGCAAGCGCUCCAUCUGGGUUGAAGGGGCCGCCGCGGAGCCGGAUGGGAUGGUGGUUGAUGAGACAUGGAGGACGGAGAAGAAAAGGCCGGCGCAUCUGGCGUUUGAUAGGCACUUCAUCUUUGAGCUCAAGACCCCCAAGAGGCCCGACUUCCGCUAUUUCGAGGGGUUGGUGAGGCAGUAUCAACGGAGGAGGAUGACGUACCAAGCAGACGGUCUUCGGGCCUUUUCUGGGAUUCUGGAUGUCCUCAGCCGGACUUAUGAUGGUGGUUUUCUGCACGGGAUGCCAAAGAUGUUCUUCGACGUGGCCAUGUUGUGGGAGCCUCAGGCGGGGUCAAAACCGAGGCUUGUCGCGCCGGGGAGCAGGGAGCUGAUGUUUCCUAGCUGGUCGUGGGCUUCGUUCCAGGGGAGUGUGGCGAACAACUUGAGCGAUCACACUUUUGGGAACAACCCUUCGAUCGAGCUGACUCCGGUGGUCAGGUGGUAUCAUGCUCCUGCUGAUGAGCCGAUCAGUUUUGUCAACCUCACUCCGCAUCUCGCUCGGAUGUUCAAGCAAGGGGGUGUUGGGGGGUUGGAUUUGAAGUUCUUUGAUGUGCCGACGAUUGAUACAGGCGGGCUUACGGUGGAGAAGGAGAAGUUGGGUUGGCUUCUUCAUGGGAGUGUGUCGGUGGCUUCUUUUCGGAUGCAGCCUGAGAAGGAAGAGACCAGCAAGCUGGUGAGGGUUGCCUGGGAAGAAGAGGUGGCGCCGUUUGUGAACUACCAUUUUGUGGAUAGUUCUGGGAAAAUAGUGGGCAGGUUGAAGGUUCCUUUCACGAGGGAGGAUCCGGUUUUGGAAAAGGAUGCGCUGUGUGAGUGUAUCGUGAUAUCGGAAGGGAAGGCAUACUACACGAGGUCGAAGUGGCUCAAGGAGAUAUACCUGCCGGAAUGGGGACUGAACGAGGAAACUCGUGAUCUGGAGGAGUUCCAUUUUUACAAUGUUUUGUGGAUUGAGCGGAGGGAGGGAAUUGCAUAUCGAAGGGGGUGUGGUACCAUUUGGAAGGAGGGCUGGGAUCGACAGAACCCAGAGGUGCAGGAUAUUGUCCUCGGUUGA